This is a messenger RNA of Emys orbicularis (European pond turtle), 1173 nucleotides long. It is a transcript of the gene HOMER2, whose product is annotated as homer scaffold protein 2. Gene Ontology annotation, molecular function: ATP binding; G protein-coupled glutamate receptor binding; protein serine/threonine kinase activity. The transcript is spliced from 9 exons. NCBI's taxonomy places the organism in Eukaryota, Metazoa, Chordata, Testudines, Emydidae. Gene Ontology annotation, cellular component: cytoplasm; dendrite; plasma membrane. Bases 1 to 1173 code for a protein of 390 amino acids. Gene Ontology annotation, biological process: G protein-coupled glutamate receptor signaling pathway; regulation of store-operated calcium entry; protein phosphorylation. The record is from RefSeq and is a predicted model, not a curated record.
AUGUGCGAAGUUGGGACUCGCCCCGCGCCCGCCGGGGACAGAGGCGAGAACCCCGGGGGCGCGCCGGGGCUGCAGGCUGCGGGCGCCGCCGGGGACAAGUGCCGAGACAUGGGAGAACAGCCCAUCUUCACCACCAGAGCACAUGUCUUCCAAAUUGACCCCAGCACCAAGAAGAACUGGGUUCCUGCAAGCAAGCAGGCUGUAACUGUUUCCUACUUCUAUGACAGCACAAGAAACAGCUAUCGGAUUAUCAGUGUGGAUGGAGCCAAGGUGAUUAUAAACAGCACAAUCACACCUAAUAUGACCUUUACGAAAACAUCGCAGAAGUUUGGUCAGUGGGCAGACAGCAGAGCAAACACUGUGUUUGGUUUGGGGUUUUCCUCCGAACAGCAGCUAACAAAGUUUGCAGAGAAAUUCCAGGAAGUAAAAGAAGCUGCCAAACUAGCAAGAGACAGAUCUCAAGAGAAAAUUGAGACCUCAAGCAAUCAUUCCCAAGAAUCUGGACGUGAAACACCAUCUUCUACUCGGGCAUCCAGCAUAAAUGGAACAGAUGACGAGAAGGCAUCUCAUGGUGGCUCUGCUGAUGCACAUCUGAAAAGUGAGAAUGACAAACUGAAAAUUGCUCUAGCCCAAAGUUCUUCCAAUGUAAAGAAAUGGGAAACAGAGCUGCAGACUCUGAGGGAGAGCAAUGCCAGGCUGACCUCUGCACUCCAAGAAUCUGCUGCCAGUGUAGAGCACUGGAAAAAACAGUUUUCAGAAUGCAAGGAAGAGAAUGAUCAACUCAGGAACAAGAUUGAAGAGCUAGAAGAACAAUGCAAUGAAAUAAAUAAAGAGAAGGAAAGAAAUGCACAGCUGAACAGGCGCCUCCAGGAACUGGAAUCAGAACUUCAAGACAAAGAACUAGAAUUGGAGGAUCUUCGAAAGCAGGGUGAAAUUAUACCCCAGCUAAUGACAGAAUGUGAAUCUGUAUCUCAGAAAUUACAGGUUGCUGAGAAAAAGAACAGAGACCUGGAGGAGAAAGUCAGAACACUAAGGACAGAUGUUGAAGAGAGCAAACAGAGACAGAACAGCCUUAAAACUGAAUUAAAGAAUUUUUUAGACAUACUAGAUGGGAAGAUAGAUGAACUACAUGACUUCCGACAAGGACUGUCUAAACUGGGAGUUGACAACUAG